AAAUACGUGCUCGUGCUCUUGUGGUCGGUAUUUCUCAGGUGUGCUUUAGAUCUUUUGGAUCUUGUUAUUGACCCAACAUCAUCACAUUCGUUUCUUACACGCCUUUCAAGAUACCAACGAGCGAGCCUCAACCUCUGUUCGAGUCUGAGCUUAAGUCUCUCAGCUGCAACUAUAUAUCACCAGUUGCCGAGAUACAUUCCCUAGGAAUUGGACAAACACAAAGCCUCAUUACUCUGAGAGAACCCAUCAACAAGCAAAGCUGUUCCUCCAUACGCCAAGUUUCAACCACUCAUGCUCAACACUUCAAUAUUCACUUUCUCGCAAUAUCAAGCAACCAAAUCACUAAUUCACAAUCACAACCUCCCCAUCCAACACGAGCACAACAGCACAAGCCCAAAAUGUGCCAAUACUACGCCCACGCCUUCACGUGCAAACACCUCUCCUUUACGUUCGCCCGCUUCUGCCAACCCGCUAGCCUCAUCCAGAAGCCCUGCGCCAAGAGGCAGGUAUGGCAGACUAUCGGUCUCGACGACGCUUGCGAGGAGUGCUUGACCUGGUUCCCUGAUCAGUACCCGUGCCGGAG
Colletotrichum phormii is the source of this 583-nucleotide messenger RNA. RefSeq lists its product as uncharacterized. The record is from RefSeq and is a predicted model, not a curated record. Bases 292 to 552 code for a protein of 86 amino acids. Lineage: Eukaryota; Fungi; Ascomycota; Sordariomycetes; Glomerellales; Glomerellaceae. The transcript has a single exon.